Messenger RNA from Spirometra erinaceieuropaei, 972 nucleotides. Lineage: Eukaryota; Metazoa; Platyhelminthes; Cestoda; Diphyllobothriidea; Diphyllobothriidae. The record is from the annotation of a GenBank genome assembly.
AUGGCGGCUGAGCAACAGCGAGUCGGUUGUCCUGGCGACGAGUCUGUUAGUGGUCUCCAACUCAAAGACGUUCCUCUGACCACGGGCUCUGGUACCAUAAUUUGUGACGUCUUAAUUACCUUCCAUCGCCCUUUCGUGCCCGCCUCGAUGCCUCAAGCUGUAUUUCAAACCUUGCAUGCACUCUCCCACCCUGGGAUACGAGUCUCUCAAAAGCUCCUCACGGAAAGGUUUGUUUGGCCUGGCAUGAACAAGGACGUCAAAGCUUGGGCUCGGUCGUGUCUGAGCUGCCAGCGAAACAAGGUGCAGCGUCACAACAAGUCCCCAGCAGGCACUUUCCCCAGUCCCGACGCACGGUUCAGUCAUGUGCACCCGGAUGUCGUAGGCCCCUUGCCUCCAUUCAAAGGUUUCACCCACCUCCUUACCUGUGUCGAUCGAUAUACCCGCUGGGCUGAAGUUUUUCCUUUGCCGAAUACGCAGGCUGAAACCAUCGUGAAAGCAUUCGUCAGUCGCUGGGUCGCCAUGUUCGGUGCCCCAUCCACGGUUACGACUGAUCGUGGUGCCCUGUUUGAGUCGGCACUCUUCCAAACGCUAAUCAAUUUUUUUAGCUGCACACGCAUUCAGACGGCAACCUACCACCCAGCUGCCAACGAUAUGGUUGAGCGUUUCCAUCGCCAACUAAAAACCGCCCUGCGUGCCGUAGAAGACCCAGGAAAUUGGUCAGACAACCUUCCUCUUGCACUCCUCGGCAUCCGCACAGCUCUGAAGUAUGAUCUGGACUGUAGCGCAGCUGAAUUGGUUUUCGGCACUACCCUCCGAUUGCCAGGCGAGAUAAUCACCCCAAACUCUCGUGGGGCCGACGAGACUCCUGACAACCUUUUGCACCGUUUGCGGCAAUUUAUGCGCUUGCUUUCCCCGGUUCCACCUCAAACUCCAAUGACUGAGUCUUAUGUCGAAAAAUACUUGGACAAGUGA